UGGGUGAAGGGAUGGGACUAAGGAGUGGACAAUGUGGGGGACAGAGAAAAACAGAAAGAAGCAGAAAGUUUUCUGAACUGCCAAAAGCAGGGUGACUCCUGUCUUGGAUCCCUCGUCCCAAAGCUGCUGAUGGCCCCAGAGAGAAAGGAAUCCAGAAAAGAGAGCCAGAUGCUUCUGCCCAUAGCCAUAAAGUGGAUACUGUUAUUGUCGUGGGGUUUAUCUGGUACUUUGGGCUGCCCCCCACCCUGUGCCUGCCAGAACCUGGAAACCUUUGGACUUCUGGUGAACUGUAGCAACAAGGGCCUGACCACAGUGCCCUCCCUGCCCAAAAACACCCGGCAACUCUACCUACAGAACAACAACCUGAGCUCCAUCCCUGCUGGCACCUUUGACCACCUGAACUACAUCUACAAAAUUGAUGUGACCAAUAACCCCUGGCACUGCGAUUGUAGAAUCUUGUACCUUAAGCAUUGGUUGGAGGACCACAUCUGGGGCAUCCUGCACCUGACCAAGUGUGCCAGCCCGGCCAUCACAGCCAACCUGACCCUUAACCUUCUCACUGGCAAUGAGCUAGAGGGCUGCCAUCAGCCACUUCUCCCUGACCAGUACCGUGUCUUCUUCUGGGGAGACCUGGUUCUGAUUGUGUUAACAGUCCUAAGUAUCAUACUCCUUGGUGCCCUCCUGUGGGUGGUUCAGAAGACCAUCUAUUGUGUCACCCUCAACCAGAGUACCCAGGAGGCUCUUCAGUGGCAGGAGAGCAGUCUGAGACAUCAAAAAUUCAUGUGACGCCUCUGGACCCUAGCCUUGGAACUUCACCGGCUCUAUAGCUUCGAGUCAGCUCGCCCACUGUCUCCAUACCAGCUCUUUCAAUGAUCCAAAUAAAUGGUGAGCUCCCUUCUCA
Messenger RNA from Antechinus flavipes (yellow-footed antechinus), 901 nucleotides. RefSeq names its product glycoprotein IX platelet (gene GP9). The transcript has 3 exons. Bases 130 to 786 code for a protein of 218 amino acids. Lineage: Eukaryota; Metazoa; Chordata; Mammalia; Dasyuromorphia; Dasyuridae. The record is from RefSeq and is a predicted model, not a curated record.